GUUCGCAGGCGUGACGUAGAGCCCAGCGUGUGCAUGACAACGCACGUUGCACCCAUACAUGCGCCUUCUCUCACGCCCUGCCACAGUGCCACAGGACCGCCACGCCAUGACGAAGGGAGACUCCUCCCGCAUCCAGUCCAGCCAGGCCACGGGAGGCCACGACGUCGGCAAGGACAGCUUCGCCGCCCGCGCCCAGUCCGCGGGUGACCGCCAUGCCGCCAGUGGUGGCGGCGGCGGCAAGGGUGGUGGCGGCGGCGGCGGCAAGAAGUGAAAGUGAAGCAGCCGUGAAGGGCAUGGCACGGAUGUGGCGGCGGCAACAGCAGGAGCCGGGGUUUGGUGGUUUCUGCACGCGCUGAGAGUGACGAUGUGCUGAGAUUGAUCGUUACGGUAUUGACUUUGAUCGUCUUAUGCUUUAGAGGCCACUAAGCGCCCGGCUUGCUGCCUGUUACUUGAGACGGCUUGCGGAAGUCACUGUACCGCCGUUUCCAUGCAUUGCGUCGUGUUACAAUUUGUGAGGGCGGCUCCGCCGCCGGAGAGGGUACCUGCAAGCAGAGAACUGCGGUCUUCGUGCGGGGUUGGGAGGGCGAGCCCGAACCGCCGUGUAGCCACGCAAAGAUAGAGCGUAGCCAGGGACGACGGCGUCAGUACUGACAGAACGAAAC
Molecule: messenger RNA, 662 nt
Organism: Chlamydomonas reinhardtii
Lineage: Eukaryota; Viridiplantae; Chlorophyta; Chlorophyceae; Chlamydomonadales; Chlamydomonadaceae
Exons: 1
Coding region: 107-271 (54 amino acids)
Source: RefSeq, a predicted model, not a curated record